Messenger RNA from Glarea lozoyensis ATCC 20868, 2250 nucleotides. RefSeq lists its product as uncharacterized. Bases 1 to 2250 code for a protein of 749 amino acids. Lineage: Eukaryota; Fungi; Ascomycota; Leotiomycetes; Helotiales; Helotiaceae. The transcript has 2 exons. The record is from RefSeq and is a predicted model, not a curated record.
AUGCUCUGUGCUUGUUGUCAGGCCAUUGACCUUCGAGGACGUGCAAAAGACAUUGGGAUGUGGAGUUUAGCUGAUCACUUGGAGUUACGUGACAACAAGCAUGACAGCUUCCGUUACACCAGGCUUUCUUACCAUUCAACACUUGAAGCUAUGUUUUCUGCUAUAUCACAAGGCUGUGAGUUCUGUGAGUUGCUCUGCCCCAUCUACGAUGAAGCCGCGCCACAUCUUCGGCGCGAACAUGCACAUUUUUACCCAAAUGGGUCCAGCGAAGCGAUGCAAAGCAUGCCAAUUCCCCUUGAUUCCAGGCCUAACCUGAGAAUCAUUAAAGAGGACCACUGCUCGAUAACCCCGGCGACAUUGAUCAAGCUAGAUCCAAAGUACAAGAAGGUCUUACGGAAGGCCAUCGAAGAAGGUUCUGAAAACCAAAGACUGAGACAAUCUUGCGCAUUAGGUCUUCAGCUCGGGUUAUCCACGCCCAAUGAUCCUUCAAGGGUCAUCAAUGUUGCUAUACUUGGAUUGCUUGCAGACAAGAAUGAUCCUUUAGUUCAACAGGGGUUAUUUGGUAGUCGCGAGGCUACGGUAGGAACAGAUUUUAGUCUUGCUAAGGCGUGGCUGCAGCGCUGUUCUCAAGACCAUAACUCAUUCGGUUGCAAAUCAGAUAACGUUCAGCGUCCUUUACCGACGCGAGUAAUUUUUGUGGGAGACAACGUCAAUGAGGUUGCAUUAUGCGAAACAAGUGGAGGACAUGGGAGGUUCGCAGCUCUUUCGCACUGUUGGGGAGAACAGGCCAAAUGGACAACUACUAAGCAACAUCCCAAACUCCCACCGUACGACGACUUUCCAGGCAAUUUUCAAGAUGCAAUUGUUUUGACUAGGAAGCUGGGUAUCCGAUAUCUGUGGAUUGAUGCGCUUUGCAUACUGCAGGAUUGUAUCGCAGAUUGGCAAAAGGAGUGUGCAGACAUGACGAAUAUCUACCGCAAUGCGGAAGUCACCAUAUCGGUACAGGAUAAUCCAAGCUCUUCCAAUACAGGCUUCCUGAAAACCCAUGCCACGUCUGCCUAUAAAUCGUUUGACUGGCACGGGCUCCGCGUUUCUCAGCAGGCUUCUGCAUCUCGGGACCCAUUUGGGUCAUUACGUCGUACAGUCAUAGAUAGUCGGGGUUGGAUCUUACAAGAGAGAUUACUCUCCCGUCGGAUAUUACACUUCUCGAAGAAAAUGAUGUCGUGGGAAUGUUCCCAGGCGGUAUACAAGGAUGAUUUCCAUUAUCCAAUGUCCGUACAUCCUAGACUACCAAAGCAUCAGCUCUUCGAGUUGGACACUUUGAGCAAAUUUUCCUUGUGCGAAUACUGGCAUUCAGUGGUAGAAGACUAUUCGACUCGAUCUCCUACCAUAUCUGGAGAUAAAUUUCCAGCGAUCUCCGGGCUCGCCGCGCUAUUUGCACAAGCUUUUAGAGCUCAAUAUAUCGCGGGCCUUUGGUGCAGACGCUUCGUACUCGGUUUAUGCUGGAGAGUGAUCGAACCUACAGCGUCGGAUGGUGAUGCAUCAGCAGAGGCAUGGGUCGCACCUUCUUGGUCAUGGGCUUUCCAAAGAAAUGUAUGUUGGGCGUAUUCAUAUGAUGUCGACAUGCUAGAGGACGCGCCUCAUCUCAAGUCGGUGCAUCGAGCUAUGAUGGUCAAGUCGUAUGAUAUAUCUAUAGCUGGCCACGAUCCGUUCGGUGCUUUAAAAUCAGCUUCAGUGCUCAUACUGGGCAAACUACAGUCUUGUUCUGUAGUGCAACUAACCCGUAGAGGACCAUCAGAGGGUAAGCCCAGGGGUUUCUACGUCGUUGAUCACGAUGGUUGUCCUCUCGGUACUGUGGACUUUGACGACCUAAGCGGCAAGACAACUAUGAGCACAAAGGGGCAGUCCGGAUUAAACCAAGCCGCUGGCUCUGAGUUGUGCUGCGUGGGAGUCUUCACUCUUCUAGUUUAUUCACUGUUGUAUAUCGUGAGGAACGGAGGAGGAACGGACCAUACACCUGUCACACAUGCCUUGUACUGCAGUCAAUCAAAUCUUCGGAGAACACAUUCCGCAGAAUUGGACUGGCAACGCUUAGUCGGCCAUCUUGGGCUGAGUAUGCGGAAUAUUUUGAUGGUAGUUAUUGGCGUCCCCCUCGCUUUCCGGACGACGUUGCAUCGGAGUCGGUCAACAGAAUACGAUGUUUUUUCGACAAUGUCCAACGAAGACAAGUCAUAUUGCUGUAGCUGGUAA